AUACUUAAGUUCAUUAAUUGGGAAUCAUAGGAUUCAUGAGUACAGUCAUGCAACUACAGUCCCGGAUAAUCUUUCGAGAUUUGACUGAAUCGGAAUUUUCCGCAAAAAUUCAAAAUUCAUUGUAAAAAGUAUAAAAUAGAGAUGGCAGCUAAGCCACUUUCGCCCGAGUUCCAAAGCUUGCUGGACAUGGCCAUCAGCUCAUCAAAACAACGCUACACAGAGAAGGAGAGCGUUAAAAACACCGUGUUUUUCAUCGGUAACAAAGGCGGGGGCAAAUCAACUCUAAUAAAUCUUCUACUGGAUCGAAAUGAAAAUACGAAGCCAACGCUAGCCAUGGACUAUUAUUUUGGACGCAGAUCGAGCCGCUCAUUGUGGAGCGACGUGUGCCACAUAUUUGAACUUGGAGGCGGCACAAUGUACACGGACCUGCUUACUGCUCCGAUCUCAACUGCUAGCGUUGAACAUCUGACUAUUUUCCUAAUUCUGGAUUUAUCACAACCAAGUGAGAUGUGGGACACUAUAGAAUGCGUGGCUAGUGACGUCCGGAAACUAGUAAAAACUGCAGCAAAGACGGAGUAUAAAGUCAGUCAAAUAAAAGAGGCUGCAAAAGCUAGGCUCGGACAAAACUUUGAAGGAGAGCCCUUUAUUGAGCCAUUUCCUGUUCCACUGGUCAUCAUUGGCACCAAAUAUGAUGUGUUUGAGACAUUUGACAGCGAGAAGAAAAAUGUAAUUUGCCGCUGCCUUCGAUUUGCUGCUUUAUCUCUUGGCGCUUCUCUUUACUUCAGCACGACCAAAGAUGCAGCGGUUAUGAAAAAAAUCAGGGAGAUGCUGGUGGUCCAAUCAUUUGAAACUCAAUCACCCAAGUACACUUGUCAAGACGUGAGCAAGCCACUGGCCAUUCCUUGCGGUAAAGACUCCGUGCAGCUGAUUGGAGGACCUGGCACCACGGUCAACUUCAAAAACUGUGUCACAGCUUUAACUCGUUGGAAGCAAACAUGCAUGGCCCUCUAUCCAAAUGAUGAAAAAGCAGCUGUGGGCAUUAACGUUGACCCAGCUAGAGAUCCAAACUAUUUUGAGCCGGAAAUUGACAGCCUUCGAGAACAAAAGGAUGUGGAACUCGACAAAUACAAGCAGCAAGUAUUUUAUAACAGAAGAAGAGACGGGAAAAAAGAGCCAUAAAUUUUGGCUUUAAAAUUAAAGAAAUUUCCGUCCAAACUUAAAAAAUGUGACCUUAAAGCACCGUGUCUUGAAAUGUAUUUAUCUGUCUGAUGCAUCAAUUAAGUAUGAUUUCUUCUGAUUUGGGGAAAUAAUGUCGGUU
Cloeon dipterum is the source of this 1318-nucleotide messenger RNA. RefSeq names its product cytoplasmic dynein 2 light intermediate chain 1. Gene Ontology annotation, molecular function: dynein heavy chain binding. Gene Ontology annotation, cellular component: axoneme; cytoplasmic dynein complex; ciliary basal body. The transcript is spliced from 8 exons. The record is from RefSeq and is a predicted model, not a curated record. Gene Ontology annotation, biological process: intraciliary retrograde transport; intraciliary transport involved in cilium assembly. Bases 142 to 1179 code for a protein of 345 amino acids. NCBI's taxonomy places the organism in Eukaryota, Metazoa, Arthropoda, Insecta, Ephemeroptera, Baetidae.